CAGGGCAUAGGAGCCAGGAAAAGAGCAGGGGCCAAUGUGUGAGAGAGGGGCCCGGAGGAUCUGCCUGUGCCUGGGCUGCCUCUUGCUGCUCCUGCCCCUGGGGCUGGCUUGGACCUACAGGGAGGAGGUGGAAAGUGACAGGGAAGUGUGUUCGGAGAGUAAGAUCACCACCACAAAGUACCCGUGCCUGAAGUCUACGGGAGAGCUGACGACAUGCUUUCGGAAGAGCUGCUGCAAAGGCUAUAAAUUUGUCCUUGGACAAUGCAUUCCUGAAGAUUAUGACGUGUGCUCGGAAGCGCCAUGUGAACAGCAGUGUACGGAUAACUUUGGUCGAGUCCUGUGCACUUGUUAUUCUGGCUAUCAGUAUGACCGUGAGAGGCAUAGGAACAGAGAGAAGCCGUAUUGCCUCGAUAUUGAUGAGUGUGCUCGGAAGAAUGAGACUGUGUGUUCUCACAUCUGUAUCAACACCCCAGGAAGCUAUAGGUGUGAGUGUCAUGAAGGCUACCUCCUGGAGGAGGAUGGGAGAACCUGCAUCAAGGGGAAUCAAGGUAUGAACACAGGGGAAUUCGAGAAAUCCAACAAUGUGUUGAAACCGGGAAUUUGUUCGGACACAUGCAAGGAAUUUCACCAAAUAAAACAGACCGUCUUACAGCUCAAGCAGAAGCUGGCGAUGUUACCAAACAGCGUGUCUGAAUCCAGCAAACAAAUCACAGCUGACAAGGUACUGGCUUCCACCAUGUAUGUUCAAGGACCACCGGGGUUACCAGGAGCACAAGGACCCCCAGGAUUACCGGGCCCUAAAGGAAGUGCCGGCCAACUCGGUGCCCCAGGGCCACCUGGUCCACCUGGCCCACGAGGAUUCAUGGGUCCAAUGGGACCAUCUCCUGAAAUUUCACAUGUCAAACAAGGAAGAAGAGGUCCUGUGGGUCCACCAGGAGCAUCGGGCAAAGAUGGAUUAAAGGGUGAAAGAGGAGCUCCAGGACCAAGAGGACUUCCGGGGCCACCAGGAUCCUUUGACUUCUUGUUACUCAUGAUGGCCGACAUACGGAAUGAUAUAGCGGAGCUGCAGGACAAAGUCUUUGGGCGCCGUACACAUUCCUCUGCAGAAGAAUUUCCUAUACCUCAGGAGUUUUCCAACCAUCACGACACAAUGGACUUUGGCUCAGGAGAGGACUACAAACAAAGAACUGUAUCCAAGAACCUCCGAACAGACAAAACAAACCACCAUUAACCAAUCAUGCGACAGGAUGAAAAUAAUUUUAUAAUGUCUCUCAAUGUAUAAAACAAUGCACUGAUAAUGUAAAGAGUAUCUAUUUUUGACUUUUGAAUUUAUUUGUUAUUAAUGUUAUUAUUAUUUGUAUUAUUAUUUUGCUUCUCAUUUGUACAGGAGCAUAUUUUAAAGGAUAGGUCCGCCAAGAACUGAUAUAUCAGUUUUAAGGGCAAACCGCUCUGUUGGAUCAUGAAGCGGCUUUCUUUAACUCU
Messenger RNA from Nanorana parkeri, 1482 nucleotides. RefSeq names its product collagen and calcium binding EGF domains 1 (gene CCBE1). NCBI's taxonomy places the organism in Eukaryota, Metazoa, Chordata, Amphibia, Anura, Dicroglossidae. The coding region runs from base 35 to 1231 and encodes 398 amino acids. Gene Ontology annotation, molecular function: calcium ion binding. The record is from RefSeq and is a predicted model, not a curated record. The transcript has 11 exons.